AUGCUGGGAGCUGUGGACGGAUCCGAAAUUGGUCUUGUGCUAACGGCAUCUGUCUUUUCUUUCCCCCUUCGCCUCCCCUCGCUCUCCUUCUGCACGCCCACCAUCACGCUCCACCCAAUAGUCUGGCUCGACCCCCAGGAGGCUGCUGAGAUCAAGCAGGCCAACUCUCGAUCUGGUGUCCGAAAGCUCCUCAAGGACGGCCACAUCAUCAUCAAGCCCACCGUUGUCCACUCUCGAGCCCGUGCUAGGGAGCACGCCGCUUCCAAGCGUGCCGGCCGACACACCGGUUUCGGUAAGAGGAAGGGUACCGCCGAGGCCCGUAUGCCUACCAAGGUCCAGUGGCUCCGAAGGAUGAGGGUUCUCAGGAGGUUGUUGAAGAAGUACAGAGAGGCUGGCAAGAUCGACAAGCACUUGUACCACACCCUCUACGCCGAGGCCAAGGGUAACCGAUUCAAGAACAAGCGUGUCUUGAUGGAGCACAUCCACAAGGAGAAGGCCGAGAAGCUCCGAACCAAGCACCUCGCCGAGCAGCAGGAGGCCCGACGAGUCAAGAACAGGGCUAUGCGAGAGAGGAAGGCUACCAGGCUCGCAGAGAAGAGGGCUGGUAUCCACGAGGUCGAGUUGGAGGAGGCCAAGGCCUAA
Messenger RNA from Cryptococcus wingfieldii CBS 7118, 642 nucleotides. RefSeq names its product 50S small subunit ribosomal protein L19e. The transcript has 3 exons. Gene Ontology annotation, biological process: translation. The record is from RefSeq and is a predicted model, not a curated record. Gene Ontology annotation, cellular component: cytosolic large ribosomal subunit; ribosome. Gene Ontology annotation, molecular function: structural constituent of ribosome; RNA binding. Lineage: Eukaryota; Fungi; Basidiomycota; Tremellomycetes; Tremellales; Cryptococcaceae. Bases 1 to 642 code for a protein of 213 amino acids.